Phanerochaete carnosa HHB-10118-sp is the source of this 956-nucleotide messenger RNA. RefSeq lists its product as uncharacterized. The coding region runs from base 12 to 956 and encodes 314 amino acids. The transcript has 8 exons. The record is from RefSeq and is a predicted model, not a curated record. NCBI's taxonomy places the organism in Eukaryota, Fungi, Basidiomycota, Agaricomycetes, Polyporales, Phanerochaetaceae. Gene Ontology annotation, biological process: peptidyl-serine dephosphorylation. Gene Ontology annotation, molecular function: protein serine/threonine phosphatase activity. Gene Ontology annotation, cellular component: FAR/SIP/STRIPAK complex.
CCUGAACUGUCAUGGCACCCUUCGACCUUGACGCCUGCAUUCAACAGCUCCUGCGGAAACAGCUCCUGCAUGAGGCUUUACUGCGCGAGAUAUGCGAGAAAACAAAAGAGGUCCUCAUGCGGGAAUCUAACGUUGUACAUGUCAGCGCGCCAGUCACGGUGGUCGGUGACAUACAUGGACAGUUUUACGACCUCAUUGAGAUUUUCCGGAUAGGAGGAUAUGCACCCAAUACAAAUUACCUCUUCCUGGGGGAUUAUGUCGACCGAGGCCUCUUUAGCGUGGAAACAAUAUCGCUCUUGACAUGCCUGAAACUGCGAUAUCCAGAUCGUGUCCAGUUGAUCAGGGGAAACCAUGAAUCUCGAGCAGUCACUCAGACAUAUGGCUUCUACACGGAAUGCGUCCGGAAGUACGGAUCUUCGCAUGUGUGGACGUACUUCACGGAUAUGUUUGACUUCCUCACACUAUCUGUCGUGAUUGACGACAAGAUCUUUUGUGUGCACGGUGGCCUCUCACCAUCCAUACAUUCAGUAGAUCAAAUUAAGGUCGUUGAUAGAUUCCGAGAGAUACCACACGAAGGCCCGAUGGCUGACCUGGUGUGGUCUGACCCUGAUGCGGAGAAAGAAGACUUCGCAAUAUCACCUAGGGGUGCGGGCUACACGUUCGGCUCCGGGGUUGUAUACAAGUUCCUGGAAACCAACAGCAUGUCGCACAUUCUUCGCGCGCAUCAGCUAUGUAUGGAAGGUUUCUCCUCGCUGUUUGAUAACCACCUCUCGACUGUAUGGUCGGCACCGAAUUAUUGCUACCGUUGCGGGAACUCGGCUAGCAUCCUUGAGGUGCGCCCAGAUGGGGAACGGUUUUUUAACGUUUUUCAGGCCGCCCCUGAAAAUGAGCGGGACGGCCCGACCCACCAGGCCCAGCAGAGUGUGGGAGGCAAGCUGCCUGAAUAUUUCUUAUGA